This is a messenger RNA of Stegastes partitus (bicolor damselfish), 1689 nucleotides long. RefSeq names its product intraflagellar transport 57 homolog (Chlamydomonas) (gene ift57). The record is from RefSeq and is a predicted model, not a curated record. Bases 321 to 1568 code for a protein of 415 amino acids. The transcript is spliced from 11 exons. NCBI's taxonomy places the organism in Eukaryota, Metazoa, Chordata, Actinopteri, Pomacentridae. Gene Ontology annotation, biological process: intraciliary transport; non-motile cilium assembly. Gene Ontology annotation, cellular component: cilium; intraciliary transport particle B; Golgi apparatus.
UACAGUGAAGCUUGUGGUUCGUCACUUUAGAGGAUUUAAACACUUGUUUUAGCUUCCACAGUCACGUUUCUGACCUGAUCAAAACCUGGACGAUGAGGACAAAUAGAGUUUGAUAAACGACAAGUUUAGAUCUGAGUCUGAAUCAUGUUAGCAGCUAACGCUAGUUAGCCACCUAGCAGUUAGCUCCCGGUUGCUUGACAACGGAGCGAAGCCAAACAAACCGCUAGCAGGCUAGCACAUGCUAGUCGGCUAAAGGAGGACAGAAGCGAUUUGUUUUCGUCUUUUUAUUCGUUUAUCAUUUAACUGGAAAAUUCCAGACGAUGGCGGACGACGGGAGACGAGGAGACGAAGAUGAGCGAGGACCGGGAGCUGCUCAUCAGAUGUUCGUGGUGAUGGAGUGUCUGCUGGAGAAGCUCAAGGUGCUCAACUAUGAGGAGGAAGUUCUGACCAAACACAACAUGAAGAACCUGUCCAGACAUUACUUCGUCUCCAGUUCCUCCCUGGCGUCCAACCCUGGUGAGCAGUUCUACAUGUUCACCAUCAUCGCGGCGUGGCUCAUCAACGUGGCGGGGAGGCCGUUCACCGAGCCUCAGGAGUACGACGAACCCAACGCCACCGUGUCCAACAUCCUGGCCGAGCUCAGGGCCUUCGGUGUUAAGGUGGACUUUCCGCCCUCCAAACUGAAAACCGGCUCCGGCGAGUUUGUCUGCUUCGUGUUGGACCGACUGGCUGAAGAAGCUCUGAAGAGGAGAGGUUUUGCCUUCAGGAAGCCAAACUAUCCAGCAGAAAACACAGAAGAAGAGUCGGUGAUAGAGGACGACGCUGAGCUCACACUCAGCAAAGUGGAGGAGGAGAUGAUAGAGGAGCCUGAUGAUGAAGAGGAGAACGUGAUGGACCUGGAAGCUCUGAAGUUACGAACAACUCACCCUGAAGCAGAACCUUCAUCCAAACCGGACGAGAUUCUGGAGUCGACGGUCGACGCGGCCGAGUGGAACCUGGAGGUGGAGAGAGUUCUGCCACAGCUCAAAGUGACCAUCAGGACCGACAACAAGGACUGGAGGAUCCACGUGGACCAGAUGCAUCAACACCGGGACGGGAUCAAGUCGUCGCUCAAAGAGGCCAAGAGCUACUUGGACAAGCUGCAGGAGGACAUCGGAAAGACUCUGGAGAAGGUGAGCAGCAGAGAGAAAUACAUCAACAACCAGCUGGAGCAUCUGAUCCAGGAGUAUCGCAGCGCUCAGGCCAAACUCAGCGAGGCAAAGGAGCGCUACCAGCAGGCCAGCGGAGGAGUGACGGAGAGAACCAGAGUCCUGGCCGAGAUCAGUGAGGAGCUGGAGAAGGUGAAGCAAGAGAUGGAAGAGAAAGGCAGCAGCAUGUCUGACGGAGCUCCGGUGGUGAAAAUCAAACAGAGUCUGACGAAGCUGAAGCAGGAGAUCGUUCAGAUGGACGUGAGGAUCGGCGUCGUCGAGCACACGCUGCUGCAGGCAAAGCUCAAGGAGAAGUCCAACAUGACGCGCGAUAUGCACGCAACCAACAUCCCCGAACCGGCCGCCGGACCGUUCGUUUAGCGGGUCGGAACCAGAACACACAGGACUGAACAGCUGAGAACUUUACUAAGUGUUUCUACAAAAAAAAAAAAAACAGUUUCAUUCAGUCACAAAAAUGGAAACAUUUCAAGUCAUUUCAAAU